Molecule: messenger RNA, 408 nt
Organism: Entrophospora sp. SA101
Lineage: Eukaryota; Fungi; Glomeromycota; Glomeromycetes; Entrophosporales; Entrophosporaceae
Source: the annotation of a GenBank genome assembly
AUGACUUGUAAUGCUAGAACAACGUAUUGUGAUGCUGCCGUAAAUACAGAACUCAAGACAUAUAUCGAUACUGCUGUCAAUACAGAGAUAAUAACUUAUGAUUCUGUAGAAGUUCAAACCGACCGUAUUGAUAUCAUUGCGCUAAUUUUAGAACAAAAGGAUUCUCUUGAUCUAGACCAUUUGAUUAAAGUCAUAAUGGAAAUACAACAACAAAGCAAAGCCACUAUUGAUGCUACUAACAUCGAUACAACAACAAUCACGACAAAAACCAUUACCACAUUCGAAGAUACUGAAAAUAUUGAAGAAACCAUGCCUGUAUCAUCAUCACAAGAAGAAUAUAAUUUAACUGAUGAUAUCGUUAAUAAAGAAACUCAAACAAAUACCAUCAUAUAUACUACCACUGUAUGA